GUUCCCCUCUCCCAUGGACGACCUCUCGCCGCGCGUGGAGAUGGCCGAAUCCGACGCGGCGGCCCGGAAGAUGGCCAACGGCGAGGCCUCCGACGACAACGGUCGCGCCGUCGAGGUCGCCGGUGGCGAGGACACUUUCCCCGCGGUGCUCCGUAGCUUCGUGAACGGCGUCUGGCCGCCGCCCGGCAACGGCGAAGAUCCCCUGCUUCAGCGCCUCCGCGCCGCCUCCUGUGAGGCGGCCCCGCGGCUCUGGGACGCCUCCAGGAACUCGGCGAGAUGA
Molecule: messenger RNA, 280 nt
Organism: Hordeum vulgare subsp. vulgare (domesticated barley)
Lineage: Eukaryota; Viridiplantae; Streptophyta; Magnoliopsida; Poales; Poaceae
Exons: 1
Coding region: 14-280 (88 amino acids)
Source: RefSeq, a predicted model, not a curated record